AUGGCCAACAACGUUCUCCUAAGGAUAAUGGACAAUAACAUAUUAAUUGAAACCACCUUUAGGGAUUGGCUAAGAAAUAUCAGAAUUGUUCUGGAUUUCGAAAGGAUAGCUUAUGUCUUGGAAGCACCUCUUCCACUCGAUAUUGGACCCGAUGCUCCUCAAGAUGAGCGAGAUGUUCUUGAAAAAUGGAAAGAGGAUAGUAGGAGGGCUUGUAAUUACAUGCUUGCUUCAAUGAAUAGAGAACUUCAAACCAAGCAUGAAAAAGUUUCAAACGCUUAUGAUAUCCUCGCAGCUCUACAAGAGUUAUACAAUGAGAAUCCAAGAGUGGUUGAGUAUGAGUUGUGUGCUUCCCUUUUUAACAUGAAGCCGAGGGAAGGAGUACCUCCAAAUGAUCAUACAAUUCAGAUAAUCAAUGGAUUAGGACAGCCAGAUGUGUAUGGGGUGCUCAUGCCAGACUGCGUCAAAGUGAAUUUGAUUCCAUAA
Messenger RNA from Pistacia vera, 483 nucleotides. RefSeq lists its product as uncharacterized. The transcript has a single exon. The record is from RefSeq and is a predicted model, not a curated record. Bases 1 to 483 code for a protein of 160 amino acids. Lineage: Eukaryota; Viridiplantae; Streptophyta; Magnoliopsida; Sapindales; Anacardiaceae.